This is a messenger RNA of Phytophthora infestans T30-4, 817 nucleotides long. RefSeq lists its product as uncharacterized. NCBI's taxonomy places the organism in Eukaryota, Oomycota, Peronosporomycetes, Peronosporales, Peronosporaceae. The transcript has a single exon. The annotation marks the transcript as partial. The record is from RefSeq and is a predicted model, not a curated record.
AUGCCGCCGCAAUUCACCACUCAACUCAACGGCACCAUGACGUUUUCGGCCAGCUUAAGUGCGUCAGUGAGCACUUCAGCCAACGUGACAAGCAGCAGAAACUAUCGACCUUUAAUCCCAGAAACCCCAGGCAUACACCCGAGCGGUCCUCCACCGCCUCUCAUUUUAUCAGUCGAAGAAGCUGAUCAACUCGAACAUCUCGCCGAUGCAGUAACGAAGCAGACUCUAACUGACUAUCUACAUUUCCGAGAUGUCCGCAAGCGUCGUCUUCACGAUGAACAAUGGAAAGAAGUUCGUCGUCAAAACAAUCUCGUGGCAUUCAAAGAGCGAGAGUCGUGGCGUCAGCAGCAUCAAACGUUGUGUACACCUGACGGUCGACUUGAGCCAGUUGUCUGUAAGACUUCUGUCCCUACUUUACUGGUACUCGGAGCUCUUCAAGGAACACUUGACGAUGAGAUGUAUGGAAUGCACAUGGACAGUGACAAUGGCGCUAAGCUUCGAUCUUCGUAUAUCCACGAUCAGGUCAACGACUUUCGAGUAUUGACGCGUAUUCGAGGAGCUACAAAAGAAGACCCUUUCCGGUUCUGUGGCGUCACGUGGAUGGAUUUGGGCAAUGCUGGCUACGGCCCAUUCGCUAAGAAACGAGACCACUGCGUCAUCAUUUCCAUGGGUGUCACUCGUACUGUGCGCGGUGAGCGACUCGGAUAUUACGUCGCUCAUUCUAUCGAUGUGAGUUCGAACGACAUAAUGGGAAGAAGUACGCAACUUGGUGUGGGAAGCGACCCAAGUAACAGCAAGUACAUUCGUGCCAAAAGCU